CCGCCUCUUCCGCCCGGAAAUCCGGCUCCCUGCGGGUGUCGGCAGCUGUGGCUGCGGGUCCCGGUACGUCGGGUCCUGUGUCCCCGAAGGAGCAGCACGCUCGCUCCCUCUCGUCUUCUCUGGCCACUGUGGAGAGCUUCAGACAGGAGAGUCCAGGAGUGGGAGCCGAGCCCCAGCGUCUGGUCCCGCAGCCAGUCCGUUCGCCUCCUGUCCCAGGGGUCCCUCCAGAGCCCUCUGUGGUUUCCCGGAGCAGCGGAAGAUGAACACCUCUCUGUGUUCCCGAUUCAUUGUUUAUGCAGCGCACCAGUGCUCCAUGCGGUACGUGCCUCCUUAAUAAGGGCUCAUACUGUAAAAUAGAAAAGUAGAAGUCGGUAAAAUGCAGCUUCGGGGUGAUACGCGGAAACACGGGAACAGUGGCAUGCGGAUGUGGACAGGUUAAAUGACCUUCGAGUCAUCCAGGGUGAGUGCAGGUUGGUCUCUGGGCUUUCUGACGCCGCAGCAGAAUGACACACAGUGUUGCUGCCUGUUCAGAAAGGACCCUCAGAAGAAACGUGUCCCGUUCUCACAGGACCUGAACAUUGUAGGCCCAGAAGUCUGAAGUGGUGCCUUUGUUGGUCACACGGCUGAGGGGGCGGACAGCGGUUUGCCACCAGUCCGGAAGGUCACCUGGUGCUGGACUGCUGUUUGCCUGAGAAGCUUUGCUAGAGUCGAGUCCCAGGCAGCUUCUGGAGGGCUCUGCUGGGUCCACGGCCCCACUGCAGCCACGGCCCGAGCCCUGCUAGAGUCAGACCCUGGGGUGUCUGCAGGUCUUACCCUCCACGUGUUUCUGUCAGCCGGUCUGUGUAGGCUGUGUGUCUGACUGUGGAGAGUGGUGGUUUCUGAGAGAGAGUUCACGGCUCGUUUGCACCUUACCCUCCUCCGUGUCGUCUUCAUCCAUGUCUUCUAAGUGAAGAAAUAAUCCUACAACCUACAGAGCAACCCAGAUUAUGUCUGAUUCAGUGACGGUGCUGUGGGCUGUGCCUUACUCGACUCUUCUGCCGUAGGAAAAGUGCCGUCCAGGGUCUUCUCCUGGACGUUCUCGUCUCUUAGCGUCUGGGGCGGCCUCCCUGGUGGUUUCUUCUGCUUGUUUCCUCUCCUGAACGCAGCUCAUCCAAGGGUUCCGAUCUGGGCCCCUUUUUCACACUCUGGUUUUCCUGCACUUGUCCGGCCCUCUGCGGUUGGCGGUCCUGACAGCGCCUCUCCCCAGCUCGGGCCUCUUCCCGAGCCUUUCGACCACUAGUUCACGCCCCUGGGGAAUGUUUUCGUGCAGCCGUUCCAGAAGGCACCUCACGCGGAGUGAGUCCUGUGGGAGAAGCACAUCUUCCUUUCUUCUCUCACGUGUCCUUCUUCGUUAGCCAGCGACCGACACGACCAAAAUGGAGUUUCUCUUCUCCUGCUCUCUGCCCCCGAACCUCGGCUGGCGUCGAGAUCUGGACACUUGGAUCACGAGACGGAGCCUCCGUGUCAGUCACACCCCACUGCAGUCGUACAGAACAGCGUCACUGUCCUCCACGUCCUCCACGUCCCCGUGCUCUUUCCGCUCGUUCUGGCCGGUGCUGACGCUUUUCCGGGCUCCGUAGUGCUGCCUUUGACAGGCAGGCGUGGAGUUGGAAUCCCACAGUGUGUGGUCCUUGACGCCUGCUCCUCUCACUUCCUGGGGAAUUGGUGUCCUUUGAGGACGUGGCCGUGAACUUCUCCUGGGAGGAGUGGCAGGACCUGGAUGAUGCUCAGAGGACCCUGUACAGGGCCGUGAUGCUGGAGACCUACAGGAGCCUGGUGUCCCUGGGACACUGCAUUUCCAAACCUGAGGUGAUUGUCAAGUUGGAGCAAGGAGCAGAGCCGUGGGCUGUAGGGGAAGCCCCAACCCGGCGCCUCCCAGAUGUCCAGGGUGCAGGUGACCUGACGGAGACCUGGCAGGACCAUCAGAGCAGACAUGUGGGGCAAGUUGGGUUCUCCAGCAACAAAAGGUCAACUACGAAGAGAACCGCCUUGGGCAAACCAUUUAAUUUGAGUGCAAUCCACAUUUCAGACCUGGUUAUAAAUAAUGGAGACUGUUCAGGAAUGAAGCCAGAGGAGUUUGAUGUGUGUCAGAACAUGUUUGUCCCUGGUGAGCCUGAUGAGAUGCAUGGUGGAGAGAAGCCCAAGGACUGUAAUGUGAGCGGCAAACCCUUCGGGUGUGAACACCGUAGUUUUCAUCAGAAGGGUCAGAUUUUGCAGCCACUUUUUGAAUUUGGUGGGCAAGGGCAUGACUUGAACAGGGAGACAACCACCUUUACACAUAGCAGUGCUCCUGUGGGAGAGACUGCCUAUAACUACGAUGACUGUUGGAGAGCCUGUGACAAGUCUGCUGUCGUUGUCCGAGAGAGAACUCACAUAGGGGAGGCUCACUGUAGGUGUAACAAAUGGGGGAACACCUGUGUAAAACCAACCCAAUCGAAUCUUCACAGAGCUGAUUUGGAGGAGCAAUGCUGUGAACGUGAUCAAAGAGGGGACAGUUUCAGCAAGAAAUUACACCUUACUCGGCUUUCAAGAACUCAGGAGAGAAAACUUUUGAAUGUGACAUAUGUGGCAAAACUUUCCACGCAAAGUCUAAUCUCCGUAAACAUCAGAAAAUGCACCCAGGGGAGAAACCCUAUCAAUGUAGCGAGUGUGAGGAAACCUUUAUCAGUAAAACAGUUCUUACAGUACGUUGGAGAACUCAUACAGGGGAGAAACCCUACGCAUGUAUCGAGUGUAAGAAAACUUUCUGCCGUAAGUCUCACCUAACUGUUCAUCAGAGAACCCACAUGGGAGAAAACCCAUAUGAGUGUUACGAAUGUGGGAAAUCUUUCUCUGUGAAAACCAAACUCACUGUGCAUCUGAGAUCACACACAGGGGAGAAGUCCUAU
Molecule: messenger RNA, 2927 nt
Organism: Mustela erminea (ermine)
Lineage: Eukaryota; Metazoa; Chordata; Mammalia; Carnivora; Mustelidae
Product: zinc finger protein 717-like
Exons: 6
Coding region: 1792-2805 (337 amino acids)
Biological process (GO): regulation of DNA-templated transcription
Source: RefSeq, a predicted model, not a curated record